GACGAUUAGACCAGUAAAAACACUAUUUUGUAGAAUGGAAACUAAAGAUCUUAAAACAUUUCAUCGGUGUGUCAUGUGUGAUAAAAUUUUCCAAGAAUAUGAUGAUUUAAAAGUACAUAAUAGAAUACAUGUUAAAGAAGAGAAAACUGAUGAUGUUGAUGAAUAUUGUUAUGUUAUUGAAGAGAAAACUGUAUAUUGUCAUGUUAAAACUAAUGAUAUGGCUGUACAUGUACAUGUUAAAGAAGAGGAAACCGAUCAUGUACAUGUAGAUGGAUCUUGUCAAACUGAUAUUGUUUAUCAGUGUAAUUUGUGUGAUGAAGAAUUUAAAUCUGACAUUGAUUUAGAAAAACACUGUGAAAUACAUGUCAAUGUAAAUGUUAACUUAGAAGAUACCUUAGUUCAUACGGGAGAGAGCCUUUAUAAAUGUGAUGUUUGUGGUAGAUCAUUUAGUGAUCGUGGUACCCUUCACAGACACAUGAGAACGCAUACUGAAGAGAGACUUUAUAAAUGUGAUGUUUGUGGUAAAUCAUUUAGUGAUCGUGGUACCCUUCACAGACACAUGAGAACGCAUACAGGCGAGAGACUUUAUAAAUGUGAUGUUUGUGGUAAAUCAUUUAGCACAAGUUAUUAUGCACAGAUACACAAGAGAAUUCAUACGGGUGAAAAACGUUAUAAAUGUGAUGUUUGUGGUAAAUCAUUCACCCAGAGUAGUACCCUACAGCAACACAUCAAAAUUCAUACAGGUGAAAAACUUCAGACAUGUGAUGUUUGUGGUAAAUCAUUUAGUGAUCGUGGUACCCUUCACAGACACAUGAGAACGCAUACAGGCGAGAGACCUUUUAAAUGUGAUGUUUGUAGUAAAUCAUUUAGUUUUCAAGGUAGCCUUCGCAGACACGUCAAAACGCAUACAGGCGAGAGACCUUAUAAGUGUGAUAUUUGUGGUAAACCUUUUAGCACCUGUGCUGAUUUACGGAGACACAGUAAAACUCACACAGGUGAGAGACCUUAUAAAUGUGAUGUUUGUGGUAAAUCAUUUACUCAGAAUAGUACUCGAAAGCAACACAUGAUAAUUCAUACAGGACGAAAACCAUAUUAAUCUGAUGUUUGUGGUAAAUCAUUUACUCAGAAUAGUACUCGAAAGCAACACAUGAUAAUUCAUACAGGACGAAAACCAUAUUAAUCUGAUGUUUGUAAUAAUUCAUUUAAACAGAAAGCUGGUUUUGUUCAACACAUGAAAAUUCACACAGGAGAAAAAACAACAACAUUUAAAUGUGAUAUUUGUGGUGAAACAUUCACCCAAAAUUCCAAUCUACAAAGACACAUAGUUACCAUUGUCUAUGGUUCCAUAGUAUAUCGUUAACUAAUAGAAAACAUGUACACACAUGUGUUAAUCUGUAGUAUAUGGGUUCAAUUUAGGAACAAUGAGUGGAAUAUAAUCCUGGAAUAGAUUUAAGGAAAUUAAUAUAGUCAAUUGUUACUUAUUGACUACUUGUUACUUGUAGGUGUUGUGCACAUCUAAAGAUAUUCCUAUUUACAAAUUAGGGCCCAUUUUCAAUAUUACAAUCCCAUUAAUGGUUGCGUACUCUAUCCCAUAGAUGCGUGCCCAUCUCCCCUAUGUAGAAAUUUAGACACCCAUUGCAAGUCAAGUCAUAUAUGAGAUUUUUUUGUGUCACAAUUCAAAAUGUCGUUGACACUAAAAGUAUGAAAGUUAUAUUUGUUAUUUGGCGUGAUGUGGUCACAACAUUUACUUCAAAGAUCCAGGCAUUUAGAUACAUAAAAAAUGAUCCUUGUGAUAGAUGAAUUGAAUUUUGCUUUGGUUAGGAGGCGUUUCAGAUUAGGUGGCUGUCUUUGUGACUUAAUGAAUUGAACAUUAUCAAAUUUAUUUCUGAGGUUGUCGUUUGAUGCCAGGAGUGUCCUGCUCCCUGCAUUGUUUUAAAGAAGUUGGAAUGUUGGGGGUUACAUGUAUGAGUAGCGACAAUAAUGUUAUAUGUCAUAAAAUACAACAUAACAAAUUCUACUGUCAUUCUAUGAUUCUUUUUAAUAAAAAAGAUU
Patella vulgata (common limpet) is the source of this 2052-nucleotide messenger RNA. Its product is annotated as zinc finger protein 664. The transcript is spliced from 2 exons. Lineage: Eukaryota; Metazoa; Mollusca; Gastropoda; Patellidae. The record is from RefSeq and is a predicted model, not a curated record. Bases 35 to 1096 code for a protein of 353 amino acids. Gene Ontology annotation, biological process: regulation of cytokine production; negative regulation of transcription by RNA polymerase II; regulation of immune system process.